AUGCAUACUGCUCAGUUUUUGGAUAACCAUCCCACCAAUAUCAGCUCGAUUUUGGCCGGUGGAUAUAACCAUCCGCUACUUAGAGAAUGGCAAAACGAACGUCAAUUGACGAAAAACAUGUUCAUCUUCCCACUGUUCAUAUCUGACCUUGAAGACGAGGAAACGCCCAUUGAUUCGCUACCCAACAUCAAGAGGUUUGGUGUUAACAAGCUGGCAGGUUAUUUGAAGCCCUUGGUGGCUAAGGGUCUCAGAGCAGUCAUUUUAUUCGGUGUGCCGUUGAAAGAUGGGUCAAAAGAUCCUGUGGCUACUUCGGCAGACGACCCAGAAGGUCCUGUCAUUCAAGGCAUCAAGCUUCUCAGACGUGAAUUUCCGGACCUCUAUAUCAUGUGCGACACUUGUCUAUGUGAGUACACCUCGCAUGGCCACUGUGGCGUGCUGUACGAAGAUGGAAGCAUCAAUCGUCAGGAAUCGGUCCGUAGAAUUGCUGCAGUUGCUGUUAACUACGCAAAAGCUGGAGCUCAUGCCAUUGCUCCAAGUGACAUGAUUGACGGUAGAAUCAGAGAAAUCAAAUUAGGACUAAUCGAUGCUGGCUUGGCGCACCAGACGUUUGUCAUGAGCUACGCGGCGAAAUUCAGUGGUAACUUGUACGGUCCAUUCCGCGAUGCUGCAUGUUCUGCUCCAUCCAAGGGAGACCGCAAAAACUAUCAGUUGCCAUCCGGUGGUCGGGGUCUGGCUCGUCGUGCUGUUAAGAGAGACCUUGAAGAGGGAAGUGAUGGUAUCAUCGUCAAACCUUCCACUUUCUACCUGGACGUCAUGGCAGACACCGCUGAGAUAGCUCGGGACACCCCCAUCUGCGCUUACCACGUUUCUGGAGAAUAUGCCAUGUUGCAUGCUGCUGCCGAAAAGGGCAUAGUCGAUCUCAAAACCAUUGCCUUUGAAUCGCACCAAGGAUUUUUGAGAGCUGGGGCCCGGCUUAUUAUCUCCUACUUCACUCCUGAGUUCUUGGACUGGUUAAGCCAAUAG
This is a messenger RNA of Lachancea lanzarotensis, 1023 nucleotides long. RefSeq names its product LALA0S08e06282g1_1 (gene HEM2). Gene Ontology annotation, molecular function: zinc ion binding; porphobilinogen synthase activity. The record is from RefSeq and is a predicted model, not a curated record. Gene Ontology annotation, biological process: heme biosynthetic process. The coding region runs from base 1 to 1023 and encodes 340 amino acids. The transcript has a single exon. NCBI's taxonomy places the organism in Eukaryota, Fungi, Ascomycota, Saccharomycetes, Saccharomycetales, Saccharomycetaceae. Gene Ontology annotation, cellular component: cytosol.